UUAGGUGCUUUUGGUUCCGCCAAUCACAUGACGGAGAUAUGAUAUGGCGCGCGGUGUGGCGGGAGCGUGGUUGGAAGCACACCUCUGCUACAGGCUGCGACUGUGUUGAAUUGCGAGAAGGUAUACCUGUGCAUACAGUAACAUAAUGGCUAAGGGGUCUUCGAGUCGCACGACACGAAAGGGCGACGGUAUACAGCUUCCUGCGCAGCACGACACCCGGACGUCGGACGAGACCGACGUGCCUCCCUCUCCCAUGCCAGACUUUCCGAGGCGUGAUGACUACCCCAAGGUUCCAGACCCCGCGUUCCCGGACAGGAUGGUGUCGACGAAGCAGGCGAAUCGCCCCUUCCUGAACUAUUCCGAGUACCGCUCGAAACGCGAGGCGGAGCAUGCGGCGUGGGCCGAACGCAAGAAGGAGCGGGACGAGAGGCUCGCGCGGGGCGAGCAGGUGGGUACGGAGGAGCCCGACCCGACCGGUGAGCCGGAGGUGGGGUGUCUGGGCCUGCUCAAGCUCGUCCUCUACGCGACGGUGUUCGCCCUCCUUGCCGGCAAGUUCAUCACGGGCAGCUUCCUCUGGGAGCAAGAACUUCCCAAUUUCAAGAAGUGGAUCCCGACGAAUCAGCGGCUCUUCUCCGAACGCAUGCUCGCGACCUUUGAUGGGUCGGACGACACGAAGCCUAUCUAUCUUGCCAUCGAUGGCGAUGUGUUCGACGUUAGUCCGAGUCGCCUAACAUACGGCCCAGGCGGCCCCUACCAUACGUUCGCUGGGACGGAUGCCGCACGGGCCUACGGGACCGGGUGCUUCAGCACGCAUCUUACACAUGACCUUCGCGGGCUAAGCGAGGACGAGCUGAAGGGCGUCGAGAAGUGGAAGCGGUUCUACGCGAAUAGUAAGAAGUACGUCAAAGUCGGGCGAGUGUCGCAUCCCCCGAUCGACCCAGAGAGCCCGAUUCCAGAGCACUGUGAUCCGAAGAAGGCGAGAGCGCGGCGGUCUCCCGAGCAGGUUGAGGACAUGAAGCAGCACGAGCGGACGCAGCAGCGGUCGAGGCCGGGCGGGCGAAAUGAGCUGUAGGCGGGCGUAUAUGAACUGAGGG
Rhodofomes roseus is the source of this 1094-nucleotide messenger RNA. RefSeq names its product cytochrome b5. The record is from RefSeq and is a predicted model, not a curated record. Gene Ontology annotation, cellular component: membrane; endomembrane system. The coding region runs from base 146 to 1072 and encodes 308 amino acids. The transcript has 6 exons. NCBI's taxonomy places the organism in Eukaryota, Fungi, Basidiomycota, Agaricomycetes, Polyporales, Fomitopsidaceae.